Messenger RNA from Procambarus clarkii (red swamp crayfish), 1929 nucleotides. Its product is annotated as transcriptional regulator ATRX homolog. The record is from RefSeq and is a predicted model, not a curated record. Lineage: Eukaryota; Metazoa; Arthropoda; Malacostraca; Decapoda; Cambaridae.
CGUUCACCGAUUCUAAUAUGGGCGACCCUUUUGGAAACGCAUGGAAACGCAACACUUGGGUUGACCCGAUUGACAGACUGGUUAUAUUCCAACAGGGUCUGAGACAAUAACAUUGUUGUGGUGAGAUGUGGUUGUUGUUGUCAUAACAUUGACCACGUUUGUCCCAGGCUGGUCCCGCCGUACCUUGUGAUCUCUGGUUAUCUUGAGAUGAUUUUGGGGCUUUAGUGUCCCCGCGGCCCGGUCCUCGACCAGGCCUCCACCCCCAGGAAGCAGCCCGUGACAGCUGACUAACAACCAGGUGCAGUUAUAAUCCUGGAACUAACAAGUGUUGGAGUUAUAUUAGAAUGUAACACAGGCAUCGAGUCAUGAACUGCAUAGCUUCCAGGAGAAAAUCUUAAAAGUUGAAGAAAAAACUCUCCAAAAGAAAGACCUAUGACAAAGCUGUAAAAGAGAAGUGAAGCAAUAUAAUACUACUGGUUGGUCUCUCUUUUUAUAUAUAUACUUCAUCAGGACUCCAGCAGUUCAAGAUUUAUAAAAUGGACAUGAAUUUAAAUAACCUGCUGAGCCAAUAUUUUGAUAAUCUGUUGGGUGACAAUGCAGUCAACUCUGAAGACAUUUCUUUAAAAAGUGAUGCAAAGAAAAUUAAAAGGAAAAAUAAACAUGAAAGCACAUUAAAAACAAAAUCAGAAGAGUCAUCACUUCCAACUCCAAAGAAAGAAAAGAGACAGAUGGUGAUUGAUUCAAAUGAAAAGAAAAGAACAGAAAAUAUGACUAUAUUAGAUUCUGUUAAAGAAGUAGAUAAUGGUAGGAGAAUUAAAAAGAAAAUGUCAAUAGGAAAGGAAAAGAAAGAGAGUUGUAAUACAUUCUCGGUCAAUGUUGAGAGAGCAUGUGAUACCCAGGAAAUGAAGAAUGAAAGUUCCGAUAAACCAGGACUGAAACCCACCAGAACUAGAGAGAAGGUAACCGAGGAUGGCUAUAAAGUUGUCUCGUCUAUCCCCAAGGAUGACUCUGAUGUAUCUGAUGCCUUUGAGUAUGACAGUGAUGAUGACGAAUUGUCAGCAGUAAAUGUUAGCCAUGAUUUUGAUAAAAAAACCCAAGAUGCUUUAAGAGUACCAAGAAAAACUAGCGAUGGAUUCAAAAUAGUUACGGAAAUUCCAUCAGAUGACAGUGAUGUUAGUGAUGCAUUUUGUGAAGAAGACUGUGUAGAUGCAGAACUAGAUUUGCCGACAAGAGGAUGCCAGUUAAAGGACAAGAGAACUUUUAAAAAGCCUAUUCUUCAAUUGAUGGAUGAUUUUGGUUUUGAUGACAGUAUUCUUUUUGAGAAACGAGAUACUCCAAGAGUUACAAGCACAUUAACAAAAAAGUCUAAAUCCAAGAAAGGAAAUUCACACACCUUGGCUCAAGCUGCCAGGAAAAAUCAGAAGGAAGUGGUGAUAUUGGACUAUACUAUUAAAAGAGGUUCAUGCAGAAAAAAGCCUGUAUCUAAUGAAGAUGAUGAUGAUAUUGGGGAAAAGCGCGAACUUCCCUCGGAGGCUGUUAUGGACGAGAAGGAGCUAAAAAGAGCUAGGUAUGAUGUCUUCAAGCUGGGCAUGAGUGGUUUUCACAAAGAAAAGAAACAAGACACAAGAAUUGAACUUGCCAUAAAACUUGGAGCUAAACCACCCAAAAAUAAGGCUGUGAGUUAUAAGGACCUACUUAUUAUGAAGAAACAAGAAAAACAAAAGAUGUCAGAGGAAUUGAGCAUGAAGCAGAAGAUGGGACAUAAGGUGACUAAGCCUAUGAAAAACAAGUUAAAGGACGGCAAGAAAGUUAAGGGGCUUUCUUCACAAAUCGGCACCUUCAGAGAUGGCGUACAGGUGUUAUCCAAGAAAGACAUAGCCAAAAUUAAUGCAUCAUGAUGGAAAUUUAUUUAAAUAAAUGUGCAAGAUA